UUGGACAGAAUAGUAAUCCCGCGGGGCCUCGCGCUCUUACUAACGCUCUUGUAGGACGGAGCGCGCGCCACACUGUGCCCAGGGCGAGGGCAGAACGCAGCGCGCGCAGCAGCGAGGACACGCGCACAAGUUCGCACGAGGUGUCUAAAGUGCGCGUAUCAUAACCGAGUGCGUCUUUACCACAUCACAUGCUUGUGUAAGGUGACCAGAUCAGGCGCGCGAGGGAAGAAGCGGGUUGGAGCAAGGUUGACUCAGAUUACAACUUUCACAGUUUCUGGGCACGGCCGUGAGGACUUGCAGGAAGCAAGAAGACAGCGCGAGAAAGCGCAGAGAGAAAUCGAGACUAGGAACGCGGCGGAUAAGGUUUCACUUCCCGAUUUUAAUCUUUUUUUUUUAUUUUAUUUUUAUUUUUGUAAUUCGUUUCCGUUUUUUUCAUAAUGAAUGCUCGAGAGGAGAAUCUGCUGAAAUCAAUCAGCAAUGACACGCUUCUGGACCUGACGCAGCGUUACGGCCAAGCGGCGCUGGGCUUCGGCGCGGGUCACGGUGCAUCGAGUCCUGCCCGUUUCCCGCUCGCCUCCUCCGCUGCUGCAGACUUCCUCACGGCGCAGACGGCCAAAUCCGGGGAGAGCGGCGGCGAGCACACGAGCGACGACGACGACAGCUUCGAUGUGGACGCUCGGAAACAGAGCUCGGCCUUUGGAGAGGACCCCAAGCACCCGGCCGCCAAGAAACCCAAGGAGCAGCGCUCUCUGCGCCUGAGUAUCAACGCGCGCGAGCGCCGGCGCAUGCACGACCUGAAUGAUGCUCUCGACGGCCUGCGCGCCGUCAUCCCGUACGCACACAGCCCGUCCGUGCGCAAACUGUCCAAAAUCGCCACGCUGCUCCUCGCCAAGAACUACAUCCUCAUGCAAGCGCAGGCUCUGGAGGAGAUGCGCCGGCUCGUGGCGUACCUUAACCAAGGCCAAACGCUCACGUCGGCCGUACCGAGCGCACUGGCCCCGUUCGGACAGACCCCCGCCACCGUGUACCCGUUCUCAGGCACUGCGCUAGCUGCCUGCGUGGAGAAGUGCUCGUACUCGGCGGCGCCUUCGAGUCUCUUCAAGCACUGCAGCGAUAAGCCUUGAUUUACGCACAUACACACGCACACACGCACACACCUGCGC
Molecule: messenger RNA, 1163 nt
Organism: Ictalurus punctatus (channel catfish)
Lineage: Eukaryota; Metazoa; Chordata; Actinopteri; Siluriformes; Ictaluridae
Gene: bhlhe23
Product: basic helix-loop-helix family, member e23
Exons: 1
Coding region: 438-1124 (228 amino acids)
Molecular function (GO): protein dimerization activity
Source: RefSeq, a predicted model, not a curated record